AUGCAGAUACACGAGCAAAACCCAGGCAGGCUUCGUCCAGCAAUAACCGCGUUCUCUGAUAUUGUAGUCCGAAAAGGUUUCGGCGACAUUGUCGCCAUUGUCGCUGAAAAGAAGGCCGUGGAAGCUGGUGGUCCGAAACGCGAAGUCACGUUUCAAGCAAAAGUGCAGCACAUUGAUGAGCUGGGCCGCAAAAGCUGUAACGGCUGUGGUGGUAUCCAGGUUGAGGUAGAUGUUGGAGAGAGCACGUGCCGACGCGAAACCGCAGUGUACCAAUGUUACGCGAGGGGCUUUGGGGCGAGAGAGUCUGAUCUCAGUGAGUCCUUCUACAUUAGCUGCGAAUCCUAUUGA
Messenger RNA from Parastagonospora nodorum SN15, 348 nucleotides. RefSeq lists its product as hypothetical. Lineage: Eukaryota; Fungi; Ascomycota; Dothideomycetes; Pleosporales; Phaeosphaeriaceae. Bases 1 to 348 code for a protein of 115 amino acids. The transcript is spliced from 3 exons. The record is from RefSeq and is a predicted model, not a curated record.